Molecule: messenger RNA, 1247 nt
Organism: Closterium sp. Naga37s-1
Lineage: Eukaryota; Viridiplantae; Streptophyta; Zygnematophyceae; Desmidiales; Closteriaceae
Source: the annotation of a GenBank genome assembly
AUGACGUCAUCAGCGAUCGGCAAGUGCGUCAGUGACGUCAGCGGCCCUCUGCUGCGCGGGAAGCUGCUCCCCUGGACUGCCGCCGCCUUGUUUUCCGCCACCUCCCGCGCGUUCUCCGCCUCCAGCAGCAGCGCCGGGCGUUGCGCGCAAGCUGGGGGCGCGGGCGAGGGGGGAGGCGCGGCGGAGGGAUCCGGCGGAGGGGGGAACCUCGCGGCGAUCAAGGAGCUGCGCGCGCGCACGGGCGCGCCGGUGAAGGACGUGAAGGCGGCGCUGGUGGCGGCCGGGUGGGAUCUGGACGCGGCAUUCACGGAGCUGAGGAGGCGGGGGCUGGCAGCAGCACAGAAGAAGAGGGCGCGGGUGGCAGCGGAGGGGCUGGUGGGCGUGGCGGUGCGGCCGGGCGUGGGAGCGGUGGCGGUGGAGGUGAACAGUGAGACGGACUUCGUUGCACGGAAUGACCUCUUUCAGCUUCUGGUUUCCAAGGCAGCAGCCGCAGCAUUGAGCCUUUCCCCCUCCUCCUCCUCUUCCUCCGACCACUCCUCUCUCCCCCUCCCUCUUCCUCUGGCGAACCUCGAGCAAGCCAUGGUGUCAUUCGAUCAUCCGAAGCUGUCAGGAAGCCGCCAGCUGGCAGAGGCGGUGGCUGAGGUGGCAGCGCUCACGGGGGAGAACGUGCGCCUGCGCCGAGCCUUCCUGCUUCCCGAGCCUCGGCCGUCUGGCUCGGUGGCCACGUACCUGCACAGCAGCCCCGGGGCUGGCUUGGGCCGGAUAGCUAGUCUUGUGUCCCUCUCUAUUUCUGAGUCGUCUGGUAGCAGCAGCAGCAGCGUCAGCGGGGGAGGGAGCAGAGCAGACACCGGAUCAGAGGCAGCAGCAGCAGUGGAGGGGGCAGGAGGAGGGCAUGAAGCAGUGGCAGAGGCAGCAGGGGCGGUGGGGGAAGGAGUGGCGAUGCAUGUUGUGGCGAUGAGGCCGCUGUACUUGAGGCGAGAGGACGUGCCUGGGGAGGUGGUGGAGAAGGAGAGUGAUGUGCUGCGAGCCCAGGCGGUGGCAGCAGGCAAGGCAGCAAGCGUGGUGGAGAAGAUGGUGGCGGGGCGGCUGGGGAAGUUCUACGGGGAGGUGGUGCUGAUGGAGCAGGCGUAUGCCAUGGAUGAUAAGAGAACGGUGCAGAAAGUGCUAGCAGGAGCUUCUAAGAAGGCGGGGGCAAUGAUCCAAGUGGAGCACUUCUUACGGCUGGAGGUUGGGGAAGGCAUUGAAAG